UGCGUCCCUGUUAUGUGUGCCAUGGUCUCAACCCAACAGUGUUGACAAUAGGGUGAAAAGAAAGAUUCCCGAAUCAUAAACGAGCUGAAGAAAACGUCUAACUCCAGGGGUUUGGGGAAGACAAGCAAGUGAAUCAGUAACAGGAAUGUAACUGCGUAAAUCUAAUCGUUUUAUAUAGCUGUACUGUGUCAUUAAUGGGAGUUUAGGGAUUAUUCCUUUGGAAAGAAAAACGGUACUCGUGGGUUUGGCUGUUUCAGGCCAACAUUUUCCUGCUGUUCCGCCGCUGCUUGGGAAACGCCGUUUGCACCGAGGUGGAGGUAGCCUAACAGUUAGCCCGGUAGAUUUCCUAACACAGGAUAACUCCUCGCCGUCGUCUCCGUUGCGAAUCGCAGAGGAUCAAGGUAAAGUACUACGACUGAAGAGUUAACAGCCACACGGUCGGCUGCAGCUUGUCGGGCUCGGGUCCGGACUCGGGACGGUGUGUUUCCCAGCCCAAGUCGGUCUGUCAUUCUGUGAGCGCUAGCUAACAGUAGCAGCAUUAGCACUGCCCCUGUAUUUACAUCUGGGAUGAUGGGUGAUCGCCCAAGCCCGCCCAGGGCUAUGUCCUCGGCCGCCGCCACAUCUCCAUCUGUGGACAAAGUGGAUGGAUUUUCACGGAAGUCUGUCAGGAAGGCCAAGCAGAAGCGGUCGCAGAGUUCGUCCCAGUUCCGCUCUCAGGGCAAACCCAUAGAGCUCACCCCCUUGCCACUGCUCAAGGACGUACCAGCGUCGGAGCAGCCGGAGCUGUUCCUGAAGAAGCUACAGCAGUGCUGUACUAUCUUUGACUUCAUGGACACACUGUCAGACCUCAAGAUGAAGGAGUACAAGCGCUCCACACUCAAUGAGCUGGUGGACUACGUGACCGUCAGCCGGGGCUACCUGACAGAACAGGCCUACCCCGAGGUCGUCAAAAUGGUGUCUCACAACAUAUUCCGGACCCUUCCGCCCAGUGACAGUAAUGAGUUUGACCCUGAGGAGGACGAGCCCACUCUCGAGGCCUCCUGGCCUCACUUACAGUUGGUAUACGAGUUCUUCAUCCGGUUCUUGGAGAGUCAGGAAUUCCAGCCCAGCAUUGCCAAAAAGUACAUAGACCAGAAGUUUGUCCUACAGCUCUUGGAGUUGUUCGAUAGUGAGGAUCCUCGGGAGAGGGACUACCUGAAGACAGUCUUGCAUAGAAUCUACGGCAAAUUCCUGGGGCUGAGGGCUUUUAUACGAAAACAGAUCAAUAAUAUUUUUCUACGUUUUGUUUAUGAGACGGAGCACUUCAACGGGGUGGCCGAGUUGCUGGAGAUCCUGGGGAGUAUAAUCAACGGUUUUGCUCUGCCACUGAAAGCUGAACACAAACAGUUUCUGGUCAAAGUGUUGAUCCCCCUCCACACUGUCAGGAGUCUGUCCCUUUUCCACGCGCAGUUGGCGUAUUGCAUUGUACAGUUCCUAGAGAAAGACCCAACAUUAACAGAACCAGUCAUCAGAGGAUUACUGAAGUUCUGGCCAAAAACCUGCAGUCAAAAAGAGGUGAUGUUUCUAGGGGAGCUGGAGGAGAUCCUGGACGUCAUCGAGCCCACACAGUUCGUCAAGAUCCAGGAGCCGCUCUUCAAACAGAUCUCCAGAUGUGUCUCCAGCCCACAUUUCCAGGUGGCAGAGCGAGCUCUGUACUACUGGAACAACGAGUACAUCAUGAGUUUGAUUGAGGAGAAUUCCAGCGUCAUCCUGCCCAUCAUGUUUACCAGCCUCUACAGGAUCUCCAAAGAGCACUGGAACCCGGCCAUCGUGGCGCUGGUGUACAACGUACUGAAGGCCUUCAUGGAGAUGAACAGUACCUUAUUUGAUGAACUCACAGCCACUUACAAGUCGGACCGCCAGCGUGAGAAGAAGAAGGAGAAGGACCGGGAGGAGCUGUGGAAGAAGCUGCAGGACUUGGAGCUGAAGCGGGGCCUUAGGAGUGACGGGAUCAUCCCGACUUAACGAAGACCGUGCCGCGCCCACCUCCCCCUCCCACCUCUCUUCCUCUGAUGCCCCCUUCCCUCCAUCCCGACCCCGACCCCCACUCCCACCCCCCUGCACAUCAGCCAUGUCUGCCCCGAGCCC
Messenger RNA from Monopterus albus (swamp eel), 2127 nucleotides. RefSeq names its product protein phosphatase 2, regulatory subunit B', epsilon isoform b (gene ppp2r5eb). The transcript is spliced from 14 exons. Bases 568 to 2004 code for a protein of 478 amino acids. The record is from RefSeq and is a predicted model, not a curated record. Gene Ontology annotation, biological process: protein dephosphorylation; signal transduction. Lineage: Eukaryota; Metazoa; Chordata; Actinopteri; Synbranchiformes; Synbranchidae. Gene Ontology annotation, molecular function: protein phosphatase activator activity. Gene Ontology annotation, cellular component: protein phosphatase type 2A complex; cytosol; nucleus.